GCACAGCAAGCAGUCGCACCGUCGUAGUAUUUCCACCAAAAUGGGCGACGGUAGUGUGUUUGUACUAGAUAAUGGUGCUUUCUACGCCAAGCUGGGAUUGUCGGAUGAAAAGGAACCAAAAACGAUACUCAACUGCAUUACGAAAGCCAAGUCGGAGAGGCGUCGCCCAUUCAUCGGCAACCAGAUCGAAGAGUGCCGCGAUGUGUCUGGCUUGUUUUACAUCCUGUCCUUCCAGCGUGGCUUUCUGGUGAACUGGGAUGUGCAGAAGACGGUUUGGGAUUACUUCUUCGGCCCGGACUGCUAUCCGAUGCAGUUCUCCGAGACGCCGCUCCUGAUCACGGAACCACUGUUUAACUUUGGCUCGAUCCAGGAAGCGAUGCUGGAAAUCCUUUACGAAGAGUACGAUUGUGAUGCCGUGUGUAAAGCGACGGCCGUCGAUUUGGCCUCUUUUAAUUACACGCACGGACCGGAAACGGCGGAGCGCAAGAAACCGUUGUGCUGUGUGGUGGUUGAGACGGGUUUCAGCUUCACGCACGUCGUGCCCUUCAUCAAGGGCUCCAAAGUGAAGGACGCAAUCCGACGGAUCGACGUCGGGGGUAAAGUUUUGACGAACCAUCUGAAGGAGAUCAUCUCGUACCGGCAGCUGAACGUGAUGGACGAGUCGCACGUCAUCAAUCAGGUCAAGGAGGACAGCUGCUUCGUGUCACAGAACUUUGGCGAAGACAUGCGGGUAGCACGCAAACGCUUUCCCGACAACACCAUCGUGCGGGACUACAUGCUGCCGGAUUACACGCAGAUUCGGCGGGGCUAUCUGCGGAAACCGAACGAACAGUCAUCGGCGGCCGAUGGCAGCGAGGAACUGCAAACGCUGCGGUUGGGCAACGAGCGUUUCGUGAUACCGGAAAUACUGUUUCACCCAUCGGACGUGGGCAUCCAGCAGAUGGGCAUCCCGGAAGCGAUCGUCGAUGCGAUCAACGCGUGUCCGGAAGAGACACGGCCGCAUCUGUUCGCAAACAUUGUCGUGUGCGGUGGUUGUGCCCUGUUUGCCGGAAUGCAGUCACGCGUGCAGAAGGACGUCCGAGCGUUGGCUCCGGAUGAGUACGAGGUCAACGUGAUGGUGCCGAAAAACCCCCUUACGUACGCCUGGCAUGGUGGCAAACAGUAUUCGCAGUCGCUCAGCUUCCUGAAGUCGUGCAUGAGCCGCGGCCAGUACGAAGAGUACGGCGUGAAGCAUCUGGUGGAGAAGUACGAGAGCUAGCGGCGGGUGAAACGAUAACAGGCGCCAGCCAGCACGCGGUCCCAGUUAUCAGGUGAACAGUGGGACGCAAGAGAAUUCCGAUUUGUGUGGGACGCCCGAGGUUUCUAACAUGUUGGAUUUGGGGGUUUUCUCCGUCGUCGAGAAGGCGGGUUCUACCGAUACCACCUGAUGGUAGAGCGCCUUUCAGCGUGAGACAAAUGCGCACUCGUCGAAACAGGGAAUCGAUCGGAAACGAACCGUAUCAGAAGGUUGGGGAACCCGAUACGAUACAAACUGAGAGUGAAAGUGUGAACUAUUAAAUAACGAUAUUUUCCUUU
This is a messenger RNA of Anopheles cruzii, 1575 nucleotides long. RefSeq names its product actin-related protein 6 (gene Arp6). The record is from RefSeq and is a predicted model, not a curated record. The transcript has 4 exons. Gene Ontology annotation, cellular component: Swr1 complex. Gene Ontology annotation, molecular function: nucleosome binding. NCBI's taxonomy places the organism in Eukaryota, Metazoa, Arthropoda, Insecta, Diptera, Culicidae. The coding region runs from base 41 to 1258 and encodes 405 amino acids.